Arachis stenosperma is the source of this 522-nucleotide messenger RNA. Its product is annotated as gibberellin-regulated protein 4-like. Bases 109 to 438 code for a protein of 109 amino acids. NCBI's taxonomy places the organism in Eukaryota, Viridiplantae, Streptophyta, Magnoliopsida, Fabales, Fabaceae. The record is from RefSeq and is a predicted model, not a curated record. The transcript has 4 exons.
UCAUCACUGCCCCCUCUCUCUCUAUCUCUUUAUAGUGCCUUUUGGUUCUUUCAUUUAUAUAAGCAAAAUUUGGCUAAGUGUAGAGGAGAUCUAAGAGAGGGGGUAACAAUGGCCAAGUCUAAGUUCCUUGCUGUUUUUAUCUUGGCCCUCAUUGCCAUUUCCAUGCUUCAAACUGUGGUCAUGGCAUCUCAUGGGCAUGGAGGACACCAUUACAAUGACCAGAGGAAAUAUGGACCUGGCAGUCUCAAGAGCUACCAAUGCCCAUCAAAAUGUUCAACACGGUGCAGUAGGACCCAAUACCACAAGCCGUGCAUGUUUUUCUGUCAGAAGUGCUGUAACAAGUGCCUCUGUGUUCCCCCGGGGUAUUAUGGGAACAAAGCUGUCUGCCCCUGCUACAACAACUGGAAGACCAAGGAAGGAGGACCAAAAUGCCCUUAAUUAAUUAGUUAAUUAAACAGAGAGAAAUUGAAAAUUGAAAACCUUGUAAACAAUAAUUCUGAAAAAAAAUCGUUAAAAAUAAGA